AUGACUUCUCUCGCCGCACGCACUAUCCGCUCCUCCAUCAUGUCUGUUGCAGAAUGCAAGCAUCUCCGUCCGCGACGAUUCGCGCCUCUCGAUCCGACGCGUGCGUCGGAUGCGCCAACGUUGAAGGGCAUCAUCUUUGACGUGGAUGGGACCUUGUGCCUACCGCAACACCACAUGUUCUCAGAAAUGAGGGAGGCGCUCGGAAUUGACAAUUCAAUCGACAUCCUCCACCAUAUUCGUGACCUUCCGACAGCCGAAGACCAAGCUGCCGCCGUUGCCAAAGUGCAAGCCGUCGAGCAGAAGGCCAUGCUGGAGCAACAGCCGCAGCCUGGUUUGGCUCGGCUAAUGGACUACCUGAAGUCGCGCAGUCUCCGACGGGGUCUCUGUACACGGAAUUUCGAAGCACCCGUGCAAUAUCUCAUUCAGAACCACAUGCCAAGCCAUGUAUUCCUGCCCAUAAUCACGCGGGAUACGCCGAAUGUCAUUCCUAAGCCUGAUCCGGCGGGUAUCCUGCAUAUUGCGCGGGAAUGGGGAUUGACAAAUCGCGCGGAGAAUCUGAUUAUGGUCGGAGAUAGCAUUGAUGAUAUGACAUCCGGUCAUAUGGCUGGCGCAGCAACAGUCUUGCUGGUCAAUGAACACAAUAGUCAUCUCCAAGAGCACGCUCACACCGAUCUUUGUAUCAACCAGCUGGAUGAAUUGGUUGAUAUCCUUGAAAGGGGAUUCGUCGGUACUCGGGAGCCAUAG
Molecule: messenger RNA, 744 nt
Organism: Penicillium atrosanguineum
Lineage: Eukaryota; Fungi; Ascomycota; Eurotiomycetes; Eurotiales; Aspergillaceae
Product: putative haloacid dehalogenase-like hydrolase
Exons: 5
Coding region: 1-744 (247 amino acids)
Source: RefSeq, a predicted model, not a curated record